CAGCGGUUCCACUGGAAUUGUGAUUGUGAUGCGCAGGAGUCUUUCUUCUCUGCUGCUUCUUCUUGUCUUUGUUCUUCUUUUUCUCUUUCUCCGCCGGAUAUCCAAUGGAACCGUGCUGAUUGUUGUACUGUUGUUGCAGUUGCUUUGCCUUUUUCCUCGCUAUCCCUACUCUGGUUGCUUCUUGUCGCCGUUACUCACACUGUGACCAGCUUGUGUGUUGUGGCUGUGAGGGAAAGCUGAACAGCCCCGGCGGCGGACCCGAUUCUCUUUCCCCCAUCUUGGUCUGUGUGUGUAUGCGUGUGUAUGUGUGUGUUGUCAGCGUGUUACUGCCUCUCAGCACCGCACAGAAGCAGGGGGAAACAAUAAAAAGAGAAAGAAAAACACACAGCAGAAAGUCCACUUUGACUGUGCUGAGCCAAACGCACAUUUAAGAAUAUCCAUUAUACGAAUUAUGAGUUCUUAUUUUGUAAACUCGCUCUUCUCGAAAUAUAAAAGUGGAGAUUCGUUACGGCCAAACUACUAUGAGUGUGGUUUCGCACAGGACCUGGCCGGCAGCCGGCCCACGGUGGUUUAUGGACCGGGAUCCGGCGCUACCUUCCAGCAUACUCCGCAGAUCCAGGACUUCUACCACCACGGCGCCUCCACGCUCCCAAGCAACCCCUACCAGCAGAGUCCGUGCGCGGUCACAUGUCACGGCGAGCCGGGGAACUUUUAUGGAUAUGACGCACUGCAACGACAGACGAUUUUUGGAACUCAAGAAGCCGACUUGGUCCAGUACAGCGAUUGCAAGCUCGGUGGAGCGACUGGACUAGGCAACGAGGACACAGAGGGAACCGAGCAGAGCCCUUCUCCGACACAACUGUUUCCCUGGAUGAGGCCACAAGUAGCUGCUGGCAGAAGAAGAGGCCGGCAGACCUACAGUCGCUACCAGACUCUGGAGCUGGAGAAAGAGUUCCUGUUCAACCCCUACCUAACCAGGAAACGCCGAAUCGAGGUGUCGCACGCAUUAGCGUUGACAGAGCGGCAGGUUAAGAUCUGGUUCCAGAACCGCCGGAUGAAGUGGAAAAAGGAGAACAACAAGGACAAGUUCCCCAGUAGCAAGAGCGAACAGGAGGCGGUGGAACGGGAGAGGAGGGAGAAGGAACUGCGGGAGGCCGGUGGUGGCAGCGGUGGAGGCAGUGGGGAAGGGGGUGGAGGGGCGGGCACUGGGUCGGGUACGGCGGGGUCUCAGGGCUCCGUCAGUGAGGACUGCUGUGAGAAAACACACAAACAAAUGUAAAGGAGGAUUUUGAGGGAUCGGGGUGGUUAAUCUAAAUGGUCAACAAAGGUGACGGUUGAAGUUGGAUCAGUGGACUAUCUUAACUUUAACGAGGCCAGUAAACUACCUGCUCUCUCCGUGAUUCGUCAAAUGAGUCUCCAGAAUUGUAAGAGCGACGAGUUGGAAGGACUAAAGGUCUGAUGACUGUCAAAACCACAGGAAAGAGCUAUAAAGGAAAAAAAAAAAAAAAAAAAAAGCUACCAAGCUCUAAACCGACUUAAUUGGAUGGCACUUAUCAUUCGAACUUAUGAAAUAUAUAAUUCCCACCCCCAGCCCUCACGAACAAGGUAAAUGAAAGAAGAUUAAAGGGUAGCUUCCUUUUUUUGUGGAACAAGUAUCGUGAAACAUUUCUAUAUUGUUAGAACUUUAUCAUUAACAGUUUCAUCUUUGGCAGCUGUAUAGUUUUUAAGUUAAAUAUGAUGGUGCACUUUUUACUGUAAUUCUCACGUCAAUGUUCUUGUUGUUAUGAUUAUGAUUUAUGAUAAUUAUGAAGAUGAUGACGUAGCAAUUAAUGAAAUUUCCAACAACAUGAAACUGCCUAUUUAUGCCGAUUUAGUAGGUUGGGUCUCAUUUUUUACACACUGUCAUUUUAGUUCGUUUUUUGACGUAGCCUAUGUCAAGGAUAUUUGUUUUAUGUUGUAUUCCUAUAUCGUUUAGGAAAAAGAGCAUGCGCACAGUGCAGAUGAAAAAAAGAUAAAAAUAUAGUAAAUAAAAAUAACAAUAAAAUUUCUUGAAAAAACUGGCUAUAAAAAUGAUUUUUUUUCUGGAUUAUCUGAGCCAGUGAGAAUGACAGUUUAAUUAACUUGGUCAAAUCUUUAAUGUCUCAUUUUGAUGUCAACUAGAAUUCUCACUGUCUUUUUUCAUUAUUCAGCCUGUAUAAUGAUGUAUCUAAUCUUUAAAUCCCAGUCUCAUUGCCCUGUCCUUAUUUGUUGUUUCAGUCCCAAUAAUCUAAACACAUUUUGUUAAAUGGUAAAAGUUAACACUGAACCUAUUCUAACUGUCUCCACCUUUAUCAGAGCCCAUUCCCACUCAACACACACAAAAUCACAAUUUAUUGAGGCAUCAUUUAAUUAAUGGUCUGGUCCCCACUCCCUCUUACAGUAUUAUAGGCCUCUAUCAGACCUCUGUCAUUAAAAUGCCUCCCAUCAUCAUUGCUAUGACAACUUGAGGUCAGAUGGUUUCCAUAUGCAAGGAUCAAAC
Poeciliopsis prolifica (blackstripe livebearer) is the source of this 2518-nucleotide messenger RNA. Its product is annotated as homeobox protein Hox-B8a. Lineage: Eukaryota; Metazoa; Chordata; Actinopteri; Cyprinodontiformes; Poeciliidae. Bases 452 to 1279 code for a protein of 275 amino acids. Gene Ontology annotation, biological process: regulation of transcription by RNA polymerase II. Gene Ontology annotation, molecular function: DNA-binding transcription factor activity, RNA polymerase II-specific; RNA polymerase II transcription regulatory region sequence-specific DNA binding. The transcript has 2 exons. The record is from RefSeq and is a predicted model, not a curated record. Gene Ontology annotation, cellular component: nucleus.